Messenger RNA from Penicillium angulare, 1134 nucleotides. RefSeq lists its product as uncharacterized. Gene Ontology annotation, biological process: regulation of cell cycle. Gene Ontology annotation, cellular component: nucleus. The transcript has a single exon. NCBI's taxonomy places the organism in Eukaryota, Fungi, Ascomycota, Eurotiomycetes, Eurotiales, Aspergillaceae. Bases 1 to 1134 code for a protein of 377 amino acids. The record is from RefSeq and is a predicted model, not a curated record.
AUGUCGCAGCAACUGACGACAGUGCUUACAACGACUCUCACACUCAUUAAUCAGUUCCAAGAAACCCUUUCGCCUCCUUCAUUGGCACAGUCGACCCAGCCGCCUUCCAAAGAUGGAAAAGCCCUGCCCCUCCUUACAGCUUCUUCGAGCGCCUUGAAGGCCCAAGUUACCAAACUGUCCCUUCUCGCUAUCAGCACUCCGUUUACCCAUUCCGCUAUCGUCAAUGUGCUGCGUGCCUGCAAUGACUCCGUGCUCCCCUCGCUGUUGACGGCGACCCUUCUCGUGAACCCCGCCGAAUACACGACCGCAUUUCACACUGAGGUUUUGGUGCUGAGCAAAGGAAUUUUAACCGAAUUUGCUACCUUGGUCAAAUGCGUCAAGGCGAUCUCCGAAAACAAAGAUCAGACCAAGAAACAGAACCCCGGUAAAAAGGAGGCUGAGCUACCGAAAACUGAAAAGGAUUCUAUCACAAGUGCAACCGGUCGUGUAUGGGAUGCAUGCGAUGCCCUUACUCACAUUGCGACCAAUGGAGUUGUGGGAUUCAUCACUCAUCGUGUCGAGCAGUGGAGGGAUUUGGUACAAGACGCUGUGGACGAACUUGAAAACUGGGACCCGGAGGAGGACGACGACGACUUCUUUGAUGAUAUCCUAGGGGAUGAUGCGGGCGAAAAGAGUGACGGCGCGGAAUCGGAUAAAGAUUCCGACAAAGACACUGAGGCUCUAGCAGAACACAAAAAAUCAUCUCUUCGAUUCCUGAAGCCCAUCCUCCAGGUCUACCCCGCUAUUAUCAAGAAUCGAUUUAAGACUAUCCAGGAUGAGGCCUUCACUGCCUCGGGUGAUGUCGCCCGUUUGGAAAAGCUGCUUUUGCACUUGAAAAGCAUUCCUGAUCAGGUAGAUGAGGCUGCCGGGGCAUUAUAUGAAGACGACAUUGACUUAUCUGUGAAAUUCUUAUUGAAGACUCAAAAGAAAGCUUCUCAGGCGGUCGAGUCAGCCAAACUCCCUCUAGACUCCAACGAUGCCAAGUCAGAUGGAACGACGGGAGAUAAGUUCUCCGUGUGGUCAAGCACUUGGUCCAAGGUCAUGGAUGAAGUCGCCAAGUCAAUUCGUCCCGGCUCUACAGAGUCAGAACAAUAG